Ambispora gerdemannii is the source of this 549-nucleotide messenger RNA. The record is from the annotation of a GenBank genome assembly. NCBI's taxonomy places the organism in Eukaryota, Fungi, Glomeromycota, Glomeromycetes, Archaeosporales, Ambisporaceae.
AUGAAAAACUGCAAGUAUUCAAAAAGUCAAGAAACCCAAUUUUACCAUAGAGUACUAAAUACAAUAGCAGCGAGGCUACACAUAAAAUCCAAAAAAAAUAAAAAUACUUCGAAAAAGAAAUCAAGUUCAAAGCAACAACCACAAUAUCAAAAUCCUUUUUUGAAAUUCAUAUCGGUCAAAAAAACCACCGAGAAAGAAAAAGGUAACUACAAAGAUGAUGAUGAUCAGAAAACUUUAAUUCCAUCUACACCAACAACUCCACGAACUACGAAAUCCUCAUCAAGACGCUCGAGACACACAUCUCAUCUACUUCCUUCCUUAGAGACCUUUGAACUAUUUUACGCUGGCUACCCGAAACAUUCUUUAAUAAUGGAAUCCGCUUCGAUAAUAGGUCGCAUAGAGAAUGGCUGUUUGGUCACUGAAUGGGAAAAAAAUUUACUACGUACUAAAUUAGGAACAGCGAUAUUGAAGAGAUGUUCGCCGGGUACUGCCGAGUUUUUAAGCUGGCAGGUGUUCUUGGAUCUAUGGAAAAGGAUUCCAGAAAACUAA